Molecule: messenger RNA, 1468 nt
Organism: Diachasma alloeum
Lineage: Eukaryota; Metazoa; Arthropoda; Insecta; Hymenoptera; Braconidae
Gene: Dph1
Product: 2-(3-amino-3-carboxypropyl)histidine synthase subunit 1
Exons: 5
Coding region: 181-1413 (410 amino acids)
Biological process (GO): protein histidyl modification to diphthamide
Molecular function (GO): 2-(3-amino-3-carboxypropyl)histidine synthase activity
Source: RefSeq, a predicted model, not a curated record
CAGUGGAAAGUGUGAAGAAAACCUCGAAGAUCAUCAAUUUUUGCGAUUUUUAAAGUGAUAACGAACAUUGAACCCAAGAAAUUAUUGAUAUUCAUGACCACAAGUGGAACUUGAUCGACUCCUUCGCUCAUCAACGCCUCCACACAGCUCUAGAUCAAUUAACCAAGGAAAUCAUCGAUAAUGAGCACUGAGGAGAGUUCUGUGGUCGUUGUGAAGGCCAAACCCGUGAGGAAGGUCUUCAAGGCUCCUGUGAGGCUCAACAAAAUACCCCAGGAACUCCUGAAUGAUCCUCUGUUGAAUGCAGCCGCAGCUGCACUCCCCCAGAAUUACAAUUUCGAGAUUCAUAAGACCAUUUGGAGGAUCAGGGAGACCAAGGCCAGGAGGGUAGCUCUACAAAUGCCCGAAGGACUAUUGUUGUAUGCAACUACCAUUGCGGAUAUUAUUGAGGACUUCACAGAGGCCGAGACUGUCAUCAUGGGUGACGUGACUUAUGGUGCCUGUUGUGUCGAUGAUUAUUCGGCGCGAGCCCUGAACAUUGACCUUCUGAUCCACUACGGGCACUCGUGCCUCAUCCCCAUCGAUCAGACCGCUGGGAUCAAAGUCCUCUACAUAUUCGUGGAUAUUAAGAUCGAUACUGCGCACUGCAUUGAUUGCCUGCAAGCCACUCUCCCAGUGAUCACGAAAAUAGCGCUUGUGAGCACGAUUCAGUUCGCAGGAACACUCCAGGCGAUCGCCAGGGAGAUGAGGAAUGCAGGGUACGAGACGACUGUGCCCCAGAGCAAGCCGUUGAGCCCUGGAGAGAUUCUAGGCUGCACAGCCCCACAAAUCCGUUGUGCAGACGCCCUCAUCUACAUUGGAGACGGUAGAUUCCACCUGGAGGCAGCGAUGAUAGCGAAUCCAAGGCUGAGGGCCUUCAGGUACGAUCCUUACGACAAAAAACUCACAGAAGAGUUUUACGAUCACGAGCAGAUGAGAAUUGUCCGGCAGAAUGCCAUAGAAAGGGCCAAAAAUUCAGAAACCAUUGGAUUGGUUCUUGGAACGCUGGGCAGACAGGGAAAUCCUGCGGUUCUGAAGGUUCUGGAGAGGCGAAUCAAUGCUCUUGGGAAGAAGAACGUCAACAUUCUUUUGUCAGAAAUAUUCCCGGAUAAAAUUGCCAUGUUCGAUCAUGUUGAUUCCUUCAUUCAGAUUGCAUGUCCACGGCUGAGUAUAGACUGGGGCACGGCCUUUCAGAAGCCAUUUCUCACUCCAUACGAGGGCGCUGUGUCACUAAAUCUAUCGAAAUACGAGCAAGACAAACCCUACCCCAUGGACUUUUACGCAUCUGCUUCUCUCGGCCCAUGGACACCCAAUCACAAGCCGAAUGAUCUCGAGAAGCAGAGUAACGCCUGUUGUGGAAAAUGUAAGGAUAAAUAAUAUUUUAAUUAUUCAUUUUAAACGAAUGCUUUAUUGGAAAUAAAGAAAACCUGAU